UAUCUUUCUACCCUGUAACAUUUUCUAUUAAUAAAGCCCUACUGAAGGGGAAGCAAACAGCGUUCGGUGUCGUUCAUUCGCGGGCGGGAGAGCGACAGCUGGUGCCGUGACUCGGGUACGCCGAACUGCUGGAGAGCGGCAGGCACCCCAGUAAAGGCAGCCACUGUCUGUGCUGUCUCCCUGGUUUGUGGAGAACGGUGAACUAGAACCAGAGCAGUGGAAACAUGUAGAGCGACAGCUGCGAAGCGCCGGGGAGUCGGCUGAGGUAAUGAGGCUAUGGCAGCCGGUCGACCAGGCGAUGCGUGACCCCACAGAAAGAGUAGGCGCGCUGCUCGAUGAGGGAAGUGAGCUGUUGGAGAAAGUACAGGAGGAAUCAUGGCGAGGCAGUCAGACAACAGUCGUGACAGUAGGAGGGACGGCGAGGAAAAGAAGGAAGAAUUAAGUGUGAGUCAGGAUCGGACAGAGGAAGAAUCAGAGGAUGAGCGGCCCCGGAAGGAGACGUCAAGUCUUUAUCCCAGCCUGACAAGGCUGGCGAAUUUAACGUCGCAGGACGAUCCACCCCCGCGAUAUCGCCCCCUAGCGUUGCCGAAGUCGCUACCAUUAAAUAAAGGUCCUUUUUUACCACAGCAGUAUGGGGAGGAAAAGUGCUCAGUUGCUUUCCUGGGAAGAUCAGGAAGGUAAUAAGGGUAAGGUACAAUCUUAUGUUUGUGCGGUUCCUAUUACCUUAUGGGGAAGAGAUGUUUUAGAACAACUAGGGAUAUUUUUAACCAAUGAAGGCCAAUUGGAGAUCUCUCCGGGAUGGAAGACUAUGAGCCAAAUGGGAUAUCACGGAGGAGGAUUGGGACCCAGAGGAGAGGGCAGGAAGGAGCCCUUGCAGGCUAGGGGCAAUCCUGGAAGACAGGGCCUGGGUUUUUCAUAGGGGUCACUGCGAAGCAGCGGCUACCGCUGACUUGGUUAAAUGAUAAGCCAGUGUGGAUACCGCAGUGGCCCCUUACCGAGGAAACGCUGGCUGCCAUACAUGAAAUAGUACAGCAACAAUUAGAGGCUGGUCAUCUGCAACCAUCAACCUCCCCAUGGAAUACGCCAAUAUUUGUAAUAAAGAAAAAGUCAGGAAAGUAUCGCCUAUUACAUGAUUUAAGAGCCAUUAAUAACCAGAUGCAACACAUGGGGGCUUUGCAACCAGGAUUACCAGUACCAACAGGAUUCCAAAAGAUUGGCCUUUAAUGGUGCUUGAUCUCAAAGACUGUUUUUUCAGCAUACCGCUGCACGAGCGGGAUACUCAGAGGUUUGCCUUUACUGUACCCGCCAUAAACCACCAGGGUCCAGAUAAAAGAUAUCAGUGGACAGUACUCCCCCAAGGCAUGGUCAAUAGUCCUACCAUAUGUCAACUAUAUGUAUCUCAGACUAUUGAACCUGUACGUCAACAGUGCUCAAGAGUUAAGAUUUUUCAUUACAUGGAUGACUUACUAAUAUCAGCACCUAGUGAGAGUCAAUUAAAUGAGGCAUACAAGCUGAUGGUGACAUGUUUAGAAGAUGCAGGAUUACAAAUAGCUCCUGAAAAGGUACAAAGAGAUACUGUAGUGUGCUAUUUGGGGCUUAGAUUGAUGCCGGAGAAGGUAGCACCCCUAGAAUUUACAAUAGCUACGGAAGGAUUGAAGACCUUAAACGAUUUUCAAAAACUGUGCGGUAAUUUGAAUUGGAUAAGACCCUAUUGCAAGCUAACUACUGAAGAGAUGAUGCCUUUAUUUAAGAUAUUAGAGGGAGACCCCCAACUUACCUCACCACGCGUGCUAACAGCAGAGGCUCGGCUAGUAUUACAGAAGGUGGAAGCACGGCUUAAGGCCACUCAGAUGGAGAGGUGCGAUUUAGCAAAACCCUUGGAGGUGCUGAUUUUUGUUGAACAAAUUUACCCCUUUGCAGUAAUUUGGCAGGGAGGCCCUUUAUUGUUUGUUUAUCUGCAUUCGCAUGUGCCUCACAUUUGGUAUACCCAGGGCUCUGCAGUGGCAGAUUUAAUAUUAACAACAAUAAAAAGGACCACUGAAAUUGCGGGAAAGGUUCCAACAAGGUGUGUAGUGCCCUUUAAUAGAGAUGCAAUGGAAGCUCUUAUAAGAGAAUGCUGGCAAUGGGCAUACAUAGCCCUUGUGCUGCAGGUAGAAAUAGACAAUCACUAUCCAUACCAUCCUUUCGUCACCUUUGUACACAUGUUUUAGUGACAAGGGUGCAAAAAGUGCGCAAAGAGCCAAUUGAAGGAGCCCCUACCGUAUUUACAGAUGGAGCCAAGGGAGGAACUGGAGCCGCUGUAAUUGGUAAUCAGCGGUACUUUGUGUUGGCUGCAUCCCCCUCUCCCCAGCAUGCAGAGUUAGCCAUUAUUGCAGUUGUUUUACGUAAAGAGAAUGGUCCAUUGAAUGUGUUAUCGGAUAGUGCUUAUGUGGUUAAUGCAGUGAAAUUGUUGGAUAAGGCUUGCAGUAUUUCCAGAUUGUCCACGAUAUAUGCCUAUUUAAAGGAAAUUCAAGAAUUGUUAAUACAGAGACAUCAUCCUAUAUUUAUAGGGCAUAUAAGAGCACAUUCGAAUCUACCUGGCCACUCAGCCGGGGCAAUAUGCUAGCUGAUCAUUACUCACGCUUUUUGCUUGCCUGCACCGUUGUUAAUCAAGCCAGAGAGUAUCAUUUUAAAUGGCAUGUGAAUAGCACCACUUUAAGUGUGAAGUAUAAUAUUGCCCGUAAGCAAGCCGAGGAUAUUAUAAAGUCUUGUGAAAGGUGCGUGAUUUCCAUAGCCCCCAAAAUUCCGGCAGGCGCCAACCCCCGCGGCCUUAAGCCGUGUCAUAUUUGGCAAAUGGAUGUUACUCAUAUUCCUUCUUUUGGACGGCAAAGUUGUGUUCAUGUGACAGUGGACACGUAUUCAGGCGUGGUUAUGGCCACAGCCCUGAAUAAUGAAGGAACACAACAAGUUAUUCAGCAUUGUUUACAAUCCUUUGCAGCCUGGGGGAUUCCUCAGAUUAUCAAAACAGAUAAUGGGCUGGCUUGCACGUCAGCACGUCAGCACGCUUUGCUAUGUUUUUGAAGGAAUUUGGUGUUAUGAAUAUUACCAGCAUUCCUUAUAACCCCCAAGGUCAAGCCAUUGUGGAACGAACCCAUUUGUAUUUAAAAAAUUUAAUUAAUAAACAAAAAGGGGGAAUAGGGGAGCUAGCUGUAUCCAAUAAGGAUGCAUUAGCCUUGGCCCUUUAUACCAUUAACUUUUUAAAUAAAAAACAAAAUGGCAAAACACCUGCUGAGAUGCAUACCCAAAUAGCCAGUGAGGAGUCAGUACAAUGGAUUAUGUGGAAAGAUCUGCAAGAUAAUAAAUGGAAAGGCCUGUUUCCUUUAAUCAGAAGGGUAUGAGGCGCAGUAUGUUUUUUUCCACAGGGUGCAUCCCAGCCAAUUUGGACCCCAGAGAGAAGGACUAAGUUGGUGAAUCAACCACCGGAAGAAGAUAAGGAUGAAGGACAGUUUGGGGAAGAGCAGCAAGUCGAAUAUGUGGACGUUGUUUUUGCACAGUCUAAGCAUCAGCUUGCACAAUAAUUACGGAGUGGAAGGAGCCGAGUUCCGGGGCCUGUUAAGAGCACUGCCCCUGCCAUUGUCAGUAACCAAUUCCUCUCCUUAUCUGCCCAAUGUGUUCGCAGGUAAUAGUACUUUAUCUAAAUAUAAUUUGCCAACAGUGCCAGCAAGAAAUGGAACUCAGCAGUUAAAUUUAACUAUAUCUUUGCCGGGAUCCCUAUGCUUUAGGAUUAUGAGUCGAGAAGACUGGAAUAACAUGGACAAUGAAACAAAGCCAUGCAUUUGUUUGGGCAAUCAAACAGUGGGAUAUUUUCAGGGGAAGAAUUAUGCCGGAAGGGUUGUGGGGUUUAGCUCUGGAUCUGUCCCUUAGAUAUGCCCAAAGCAGGAAUGCGGUAACAGCAGCUAUACAAUGCGUACUAUUUUAUCUGAGUGUGGAAACAAGGUGACUUGGCCACCAAAGUUUACCACUUGUCAAGCCACAUUCACCACAACACAGGUCGGUGUGGGAUUUUGGGUUUCUUCCAAAUUCACUUAUCAGGAUGAGUCUUUUGGCAGAUACAAUUGGACCUAUGCGAAUCCCCAGCAGUCAAUUUCCACCAACCCUUGGGAUCCAUGGAUUAUGUGCAACAGUGCUAGAGGCUGUAUGGACCUAUCACAUGGAUUCCUGUGCCCGCAACGGUUGAGGAAAGGGAUUUUGCAGUAUUGAUAAGAUCUCACCGGGAUUUUGGAAUAACCGCAGCAUUAGUUACCGCGGUAGCAGCCGCCACAGCCGCAGGUAUGGCUGCAGUAGCUGAACUGCAGUGGUCCUUGGCGGUGGUGUUCUUGGACGCAUGCUUUUAAGGUUCUCCCAAUGGCAGUGACAGGCGGAAGUCAUUUUGAAACAAGCAAUGAUCGCCAUGCACCAGCCAAGAGGCAACCCCGAAAUGUGGCUUAGCAUGCUGGAGCGGUAGUCAAAGAUGGGUAAGCACCUGCGGGCAACUCUAGUGACCUAAGACAGAGGACAGGACAUGCUUCCUGUAUCCUUGAUGACAGGUAAGCAGAGUAUGCGCCCCAGGGCACCUAGGACAGGCACGUAUCCAGGCCACUAAUAAAAAACAAAAAAGGGGGAACUGUGGGAGACAGGGCCCCUCUCUCACAAGAAGGCGCUGAGAAGAAGUGGAAAAAUGCGGAACUGAGAAUGGAGUGUUGCAAAUGCCGAAUGACUGGGAGCUGACCUUAUCAUCGAUUGGAGGAGAACUGCGUGCACACCACGUGGACUCAAACCUGAUUGGUCUGGUUGCUGCAUGAACUGAGGGACAAUUCUGAUAGGUGGAAAAGGACUAUAUAUGGAAGAGAAUACAGCGUAGAGCGCUCUUUUUCCCCCCUCUUUUCUAUCUUUCUACCCUAUAACAUUUUCUAUUAAUAAAGCCCUACUGAAGGGGAAGCAAA
Oryctolagus cuniculus (rabbit) is the source of this 4961-nucleotide messenger RNA. The record is from RefSeq and is a predicted model, not a curated record. Lineage: Eukaryota; Metazoa; Chordata; Mammalia; Lagomorpha; Leporidae.